Plasmodium inui San Antonio 1 is the source of this 738-nucleotide messenger RNA. RefSeq lists its product as hypothetical. The record is from RefSeq and is a predicted model, not a curated record. NCBI's taxonomy places the organism in Eukaryota, Apicomplexa, Aconoidasida, Haemosporida, Plasmodiidae. Bases 1 to 738 code for a protein of 245 amino acids. The transcript has 3 exons.
AUGGAAGGUACUGAAACAUCAGGGGAAGCCCUCAAGGCUCUGGGGACAAAGGAAGCCGCCCAUCAGAUCACCCCGAAACAGAGGACAGAGGACUUCGGACAAAUAAGAGUAGAUCAGAGAGUCCAGGAAGAAGGCCCUGAGUCCGACAACUGUGUUAGGAACAAAGGACAUCCCAAGGAUCCCACCCCGAAGCCAAACACGUGGAAAACCGCAGAAGCCAAGCAGGAACAUCUGAGGCCCCACCCUCAAGGACACGAGGAAGAAGCAGUAGGUCAGAAGAAUCAUAUACCUGUGGCCAUAGGGGAGUUGAGCCUGCAACACAUAUUUCAUGAAUGGUCCACCACAGGACAUGUGAAUAUUUCUGAAGCAAGGACAUCUGCAUCAGAUUCAGGACGAAUCGGAAGAGUCGGAUUAAUCCUCAAUAUUCACACAUCCUCUUGGAAGUUAAGGAUUGACUCCCCAGGCCUGACAGUCUGUAUGGAAGUGGAAUCGAUUAUGCCUGCCAUAACGACUCCAGCCACGGAGCAGCUAACCGCCUCAGAAACCGAUCAAGCUCCAUCGAGAAGAAUCUUAAGUUGCAAUGGGGGGGUUAACACUGAAAAAGGAAGAGAAAACCUGGUUAGUAACCCCAGCCAGUGGGGGAAGGGCACCUUGUCGGAAAGGAUACCACAGGUAUUGUUUAGGGAGCUAUCGAAGCCAGGAUACAGCUCAGCCGGGGUUUAUUGGGCGGUGGGGUAG